AUGACCUUCAGGCUGCCUGAGGAACUAACCAACGUGUUGGAGAUCUGUAACAUAGUGUUCACUAGUAUGUUUGCCAUGGAGAUGAUCCUGAAGAUAACAGCGUCCGGAUGUUUCAACUAUCUGAGAAACCCCUACAAUGUGUUCGACGGUGUCAUCGUCAUUAUCAGUGUGUGUGAGAUCAUCGGCCAGUCUGACGGAGGUCUGUCCAUUUUGAGGACCUUCAGACUCCUUCGUGUCCUGAAGCUAGUCAGGUUCAUGCCAGCGCUGCGCAGACAGCUCGUGGUCCUGAUGAAGACUAUGGACAAUGUGGCCACCUUCUGUAUGCUGUUGAUGCUGUUCAUCUUUAUAUUCAGUAUCUUGGGGAUGCAUAUCUUUGGCUGCAAGUUCAGCCUGAAGACAGAGGCAGGAGACACUGUUCCAGACAGGAAGAACUUUGACUCUCUACUCUGGGCCAUCGUCACUGUGUUUCAGAUCCUAACCCAGGAAGACUGGAACACGGUGCUGUAUAAUGGAAUGGCUGCCACCUCUCCUCUAGCUGCUCUGUACUUCGUAGCUCUUAUGACGUUUGGGAACUACGUCCUCUUCAACCUGCUGGUGGCCAUCUUGGUAGAGGGAUUUCAGGCUGAGGGAGAUGCUAAUCGCUCCUAUUCAGAGGAUGACAGUUCCCCCUCUAACUUUGACGAGAGUGAGAAGCUUAAUGAUUCUCUCAAACUGUCUGAUCCUAAGAUCUGCACUUUGACCCCUAACGGGCACCUGGAGUUGACCACGUUGACCCCGGUGAUGACCCCCAGGGGGUCGUACCCCACUGACAGGCUGACCUAUGCCCUGGGGUCACGGAAGAGCAGCGUUAUGAGUCUGGGCAAGGCCAACCUGGAGCAGAGGAGAUCAUUCUCUCUGCACCACGGCCGCAGUUCCCUGCACCACCAUUGGGGUCGCCCUCCCCCUCCUCAGAGUGCAUGGAACCGCAGGUCCAGCUGGAACAGCCUGGGUUGUCCCUCCCGGGGGCUAGGGGGGAUGGGAGCAGGUGUGGUGGGAGGAAGCCUCCGUGUCCGAAGCCCCCACUCCCACAUCCACUCCCUUUACCACUCAGCCGAACAUGAGUUCCUCCUCUCCCCCGCUCUCCGCCUCCCCCCUCACCACGCUCCCCCUCUCCCCCUCCUCUCCCGACGCAAUGCCAUCCGGCACCGGGACCGCCGCGCUCUCUCCCUGGAGCUGCCAAACAUGCUCCAGGUCCCCGGGGGACCUCCGUCUCACCCCAACCCCAGGAUGAGGAGUGUUUCUGGGGGAGGGAGCAGCGGCAGUGGGGGUAUGGUGGUGGAGCACCAUGAUUGUAAUGGAAAGGCUCCUAGUCCUAUUGGUGUUAUGGGUCCCCAGACUGCCCAACUCCUAACGGAGGUCUUCCCUCAGCUGAACCUCGCCAAGGACAGAUCGGACCUGGAUGAGGAGAUAGACUAUAGUCUGUGUUUCCGUAUCCAGAAGAUGAUGGAGGUGUACAGGCCUGACUGGUGUGAGAAAAGAGAGGACUGGUCUGUCUACCUCUUCUCACCACAGAACAAGUUCAGACUGCUAUGUCAGUCCAUUAUAGCCCACAAGCUCUUUGACUACGUGGUUUUAUCCUUCAUCUUUCUCAACUGUAUCACUGUAGCUCUGGAGAGACCCAAGAUACUGCAGAGCAGCUUGGAAAGACUUUUCCUCACAGUCUCCAACUACGUCUUCACAGCCAUAUUUGUGGCUGAGAUGACCGUCAAGGUGGUCUCUAAGGGUCUGUACCUGGGUGAGAAGGCCUAUCUGAAAAGCAGCUGGAACGUUCUGGAUGGUUUCCUGGUCUUCGUGUCGUUGAUUGACAUUGUUGUGUCCAUGGCGGGCGGGGCUAAGAUUCUGGGGGUGCUGAGAGUGCUCAGGCUGCUCAGGACACUACGCCCUCUCAGGGUGAUCAGUAGAGCUCCAGGCCUGAAGCUAGUGGUAGAGACUCUCAUCACGUCUCUGAAGCCUAUAGGAAACAUCGUCCUCAUCUGCUGCGCUUUCUUUAUCAUCUUCGGCAUCCUCGGUGUGCAGCUGUUCAAGGGGAAGUUUUACUACUGCCUGGGUCUAGAGGUGAAGAACAUCACCAACAAGUCUGACUGUCUCCAGGCUAACUACAGAUGGGUUCACCACAAAUACAACUUUGAUAACCUGGGACAGGCUCUGAUGUCUCUGUUUGUGCUGGCAUCUAAAGACGGCUGGGUCAACAUCAUGUACCAUGGUCUGGAUGCUGUGGGCAUAGACCAACAGCCGUCUAUUAACAACAAUCCGUGGAUGCUCCUGUACUUCAUUUCCUUCCUCCUCAUCGUCAGUUUCUUCGUUCUCAACAUGUUCGUGGGCGUGGUGGUGGAGAACUUCCACAAGUGCAGACAGAACCAGGAAGUGGAGGAGGCCAAAAGGAGGGAGGAGAAACGACAGAGACGCAUGGAGAAGAAGAGGAGGAAGGCCCAGAAGCUACCCUACUAUACCAACUAUAGUCAUGGUCGUCUGAUGAUCCACACUCUGUGUACCAGCCACUACCUGGACCUCUUCAUCACCUUCAUCAUCUGUAUCAAUGUCAUUACUAUGUCCCUGGAACACUACAGCCAACCACAGUCAUUGGAGACGAGUCUGAAGUAUUGUAACUAUUUCUUCACCACAACCUUUGUGUUGGAAUCUGUCCUCAAGCUCAUCGGCUUCGGGUUCCGACGCUUCUUCAAGGACAGGUGGAACCAGCUGGACCUGUCCAUAGUGUUGUUGUCAGUGAUGGGCAUCAUUCUGGAGGAGAUUGACUACAAUGCUUCUCUACCCAUCAACCCGACCAUCAUCAGAAUCAUGAGGGUGCUGCGGAUAGCACGAGUUCUCAAGCUAUUGAAGAUGGCUACAGGAAUGAGAGCUCUUCUAGAUACAGUGGUUCAGGCUCUACCUCAGGUGGGGAACCUGGGCCUGCUGUUUAUGUUGCUGUUCUUCAUCUACGCUGCUCUGGGGGUGGAACUGUUUGGAGAGCUGGUGUGUAAUGCUGACUACCCGUGUGAGGGCAUGAGUCGGCACGCCACCUUCGAGAACUUUGGUAUGGCCUUUCUCACCCUCUUCCAGGUCUCCACCGGAGACAACUGGAACGGCAUCAUGAAGGACACCCUGCGUGAGUGCCCUCCAGGACCCAGUGACUACCCGUGCCACGCUGGACUCCAGUUCAUCUCUCCCAUGUACUUUGUCUCCUUCGUCCUCACCGCCCAGUUCGUACUCAUCAACGUGGUGGUGGCUGUGCUCAUGAAGCACCUGGACGACUCAAACAAAGAGGCCCAGGAGGAUGCUGAGAUGGAUGCAGAGAUUGAGCUGGAGCUAGCCCAGGGACAACUCCAACUACCCACCUGCUGCAUGGGGGGGCUGGGCACUGGGCUGGUCGUGGCUGGGGCCUCUGGAGCGCCUGGUGAUUUUACUAGAUUUUUUCAGUGAAUAUUAAUAUGAUUUAUCUAUUUUAUCUACCUGCCCUGGGACCUCUAGCUAGCCGGCUAAAUCUGAAACAUUUACAGAUAUGUUGAUUGAUGUGCAUUGUCUCUGUCAAAUACAUGUAACAAAUGAAAUUAAAUGAAAAGUGGACAAUUUAAAAACAAAUCUCAACCAAUCAUGUGGAUACAAUGCAUUUUAAAAUCAUUAAUGACAAC
Molecule: messenger RNA, 3665 nt
Organism: Oncorhynchus mykiss (rainbow trout)
Lineage: Eukaryota; Metazoa; Chordata; Actinopteri; Salmoniformes; Salmonidae
Source: RefSeq, a predicted model, not a curated record